AUGACAUUAAUUUAUAUUAUAGUGUUCUAUGCAUUAAACUUAGUGCUAGGAAGAUUUACAACAUUGAAUGAAGCAUUGUUAUUCAAUCCCAUAACUCUAUAUGUACCUGAAUGUGUGGAAUAACCAAAAUUUGAUAAUAUCAUCAUAAGUAUUCGUUAUUGGAUUGAAAUAUUGCAAACCGAUGAUUGUGAUUUGUAAACUGACUUAGAAACAUUAAAAUAAAUAAAAGCGACUCUCCCUGAGUCAAACUUGUUUUUGAGUUCUUUUAUUUAGAAAGAUCAAUUUAAAAUUCAUGGAUUGAUGUAAAUCACUGAUGAUAUAUGCACAGAUGCUUAAAGUAAUAUGCAAAAUAAUAUUUUUUUAGAUUAGCCUGGUUAUAUAAUAGAUUUAUUGAAGAAAGAGCUUCAAUCAAUUAUUGAUUCCCUUGAAGAGAUUUUGACAACACAAAAUAAACAGCGUAAGAUCUCCGCAUUGAACUCUCAGAUUGAGGAAGUCUAAACAUAUUAAGAAUUUUGUUUCUAAAAGGAAGAAAGACAGAGACGAAAAGCACAAGAAGCAAUUAAUUAACAAGCACAAAACAUAAAAAAUGAAGCAGGUUAUAUAGAUGAUGCUUAUGGUACACCAAGUACUUCAAAUUCAAGUCAAGGAUCAACAACCACAUCAUCAUCUUCUUAAUAAUCAAAUAAUUAAUAAUAAGGCACUAAUAUUUAAGGAACCUAAUAGCCAAUAAACUGUGUAGAUCCUCAAACUUCUAACUAAUAAUAAAGUUAAUAAGGAAGUAACACUACAACUACUACUUAACAAACAACCACUAUUUAGAAUUAACCACCUUCAACUGUAUCCUAAUCAUAAUCAACUCAAACUUCAACUACUGAUACUCCCACUUAAUAUUAGCCUCAACCAACAUAAUAAACAGUCCCUUCACAAUAAUUCUAGAAUCCAUAACCCUAACCCCAACAAUAAUCUUAAACAUAAGAUUUUUAGUAUGUUCCAUAACAAAAUGCUCCACCUAAUUCUCCAUCAUAAAAUCCAAUUGAAGAUCCUACUAGAACAUAAUAAUAGGCAUAUUAACCUAUUUAAAAUCCACCAUCACCAUCAAGCUAACCAUCAAUUCAGCCUCAACAACAAUUUCCUCCUCCCCCUUAAUAAUACCCAACAUAACCAUCAACAAGUUCAGGAACGCAGACAAAUCCUCCAUAAUCAUAACCGCCAUAGAUUUAAUAAAAUCCACCCUGUGAUAUACCAAAACCAACUUAAGAGCCUCCUUAAAAUCCCCCACAAACACCUAAUAUCCCUCCACCACCAACUUAGGAACCAUCUUAAGUUUCUCCAUAAACAUCACCAUAAAUACCUCCUCAAACAUCUACAUAAGUGCCACCUUAAGCACCACCAUAAAUACCUUCAUAACCACCUGUUUAACCUCCUUCUGAGAUUCCCCCUGUGCAGCCAGUCUAGCCACCUUUACCACCACCUCAAUAACCUGUUGAUUGUUCUAAACCACCUGUAGAGCCACCUGUUCAACCCCCUGUUGUACCCCCUUAACCUCCAGUUGAACCACCUAAACCACUUGUUGAACCACCUUAACCACCUGUUGAACCACCUAAACCUCCAGUUGAACCACCUUAGCCACCAGUUGAACCACCUUAACCACCAGUUGAACCACCUAAACCUCCAGUUGAACCACCUAAACCACUUGUUGAACCCCCUUAGCCACCAGUUGAACAACCUUAACCUCCAGUUGAACCACCUUAGCCACCAGUUGAACCACCUUAACCACCAGUUGAACCACCUUAACCUCCAGUUGAACCACCUUAGCCACCAGUUGAACCACCUUAACCACCUGUUGAACCACCUAAACCUCCAGUUGAACCACCUUAGCCACCAGUUGAACCACCUAAACCACCAGUUGAACCACCUAAACCACCUGUUGAAACUUCGUAGCCAACUCAGCCACCUACAGAGAUACCAAAACCUCCAACAGAACCACCAAAAGCUCCUGAAUAAUUAAAAACAAAUAUAACAGUUAAUGGAAAUAGAACUACUGAAGUCUAAGAUUUGAUAAAAUAAUUGUAAGAAGGGAAAAUGGAGAACGUAUCAAUAAACAUAACAGUAUACUAAAAUUCAAAUACAACAACAAUUGGAAGUUAAAAUGGAGAAUUGUUAACAAUUCUUGAAGCUUUAUGUAGAUUAUAUAAUUUGAUUAAAAGUGAGUACUUAACCUGCUUGUUCUACUCCAGCUUAGCCAGUGAUAGUGGUAGUGCAAUAAGAUGACGAUGAUUGUAAAGAUCCUGUAAAACCAAAACCAGAUGAAAACCCAAUUCCAAUUAUUUAACCAGAGGAAGAAGAAGAGGAAGAAGAAUUAUUCCCUGAAAUGUCCUUUCCAGAGCCAACAACAGAACCUGAGCCUGAACCUGAAGAAAUUCCUCAACCUAUACCAGAAGAAGAACCUGAACCUCUCCCAGAGGAAGAAGAACCAGAACCAGAACCAGAACCCGAACCAAUUCCAGAGGAAGAACCAGAACCUAUUUCAGAAGAAGAAUCAGAGCCAAUACCUGAAGAACCUACUAAUGUGAACACAACAAAACCAGCUGAACCUUUGCCUUUACCAGAAGAAGAGGAGGCUGAAGAAUACAUUCCUGAGGAAGAAAUACCAGAAGAAAUUAUACCUGUUGAUACAAAGAACGCAACCAAACCCUCAGAACCUCUUCCAAUACCCGAAGAAGAAGAAAUUAUUGAGCCAAUCCCUAUUGAAGAUCCAGCUGAUACAUUUAAUUAAACAAAAGUUGUAGAUCCUCUCCCUAUUCCUGAGGAAGAAUAUUUUGAGGAAGAAAUAAUUGUACCAGAUGAACCAUUUGUUAAUUAGACAAAGCCAUCAGAACCUCUAGAAAUUCCAUAUGAAGAGGAAGAAGAAGAAGAACCUGUAAAAAUAGUUGUUGUCAAAAAUGAUACAAAAUAAGCUGAACCAGUACCCAUUCCAGAAGAAGAGCCAGAAGAAUAAAUUCCUGAAGAAGUUAUCAUUGUGGAUGAUCCAAAAAACACUACUAAAACAAGUUAGCCUUUACCUAUUCCAGAUGAAGGAUACGAGGAAACAAUCUAUGAGGAAUAUUAUGAGGAAUAUUAUGAGGAAUAUUAUGAAGAAUAUUAUGAGGAGAUCAUUAUAACACCUGCAAAAAAUACAACAAAAUCUGCUGCUCCUUUGCCUAUCCCUGAUGAUGAUGAUGAUGAUUGGGGUUAGAUGGCUUUUGGAGAUGAAAGUGAUGAGGGUGAUGAGGGUGAAUGGGAAACUUAUUGGGAUGGAUCUUAAUAUGUUAGAAGAAAGAGAUCUACAACUGUUAUUGAAUAUGAAUAUUAUUGGGAUGUUGAUACAUAAAGUUACAAAACUAGAGUUAAGGGAUCUGGUCCUAAUGAAGAUGAUUAUGAACUCUAUUGGGAUGGUUCUAGAUAUUUGAAAAGAAAGAAAGGAAGCCAGACUUAUGAUUAAAGUACAAAACCAUCAGGAACAUACACUUAUGAUAGUUAUGUUUACGAAUAAUAUUGGGAUGAAGGCUCUAAUUAAUAUUAAUGGAGAAGAUACAGAGUAGGUUCAACAUCAUAUGAGAGUGGAAUAUAUGAAUAUUAUUGGGAUGAAAGCAGCCAGAGUUAUAAAUUCAAAUAAUCAUCAUCUAGUUCAUAGACUUCUUAUACUUAUAAUGGAUACAUUUAUGAGAAAUACUGGGAUCAAUCUUCAAAUUCUUAUAAAUGGAGAAGAAAAUAAACAGGAUCAAGCACUUGGGAAUCAGGUGAUUAUGAAUAUUAUUGGGAUGAAAGCAGCUAGAGUUAUAAAUUUAAAUAAUCAUCAUCUAGUUCAUAGACUUCUUAUACUUAUAAUGGAUACAUUUAUGAGAAAUAUUGGGAUCAAUCUUCUAAUUCUUAUAAGUGGAGAAGAAAAUAAACAGAAUCGAGUUCAUGGGAAACUGGAGAUUAUGAAUAUUAUUGGGAUGAAAGUAGCUAGAGCUAUAAAUUCAAAUAAUCAUCAUCUAGUUCAUAGACCUCCUAUACUUAUAAUGGAUAUAUCUAUGAGAAAUACUGGGAUCAAUCUUCAAAUUCUUAUAAAUGGAGAAGAAAAUAAACAGGAUCAAGUACUUGGGAAUCAGGUGAUUACGAAUAUUAUUGGGAUGAAAGUAGCUGGAGUUACAAAUUCAAAUAAUCAGGCAGUUCCACAUCAUCUAGUUCAUAGACUUCUUAUACAUAUAAUGGAUAUACCUAUGAGCAAUAUUGGGAUCAGAAUUCUAAUUCUUAUAAAUGGAGAAGAAAAUAAACAGGAUCGAGUUCAUGGGAAACUGGAGAGUAUGAAUAUUAUUGGGAUUCAAACUAAUAGGCCUAUCUUUGGAGAUUGAAAUAGUAAUAAUAGAAUGAACAAAAUGAUUAUGAAUGGCAAUGGGAUUGGGAGACAGGUUCUUAUUAAUGGAGAAGGAAAGAAAAUUCAUAUGAUUCAAAUGAAUACGAAUAAUAUUGGGAUUCAUCAAGUCAAUCUUAUUAGUGGAGAAAGAAAAGUAGUACUUCAUACAAUUAUGAUGAUGGUUAAUAUGAAUACUAUUGGGAUGUGGACACUUAAUCUUAUCAGACAAGAAAGAAGAGCAGUACUUCUUCUUAAAUUGAAUAUGAGUAUUAUUGGGAUUAUGAUACUUAAUCCUAUUAAAUACGUUAGAAGGGAAGUAGUUAAUAAUCUGGUGGAUAUUCAACAACUUCAUCAAGUUCAACUACAUAUUAUGAAUAAUAUUGGGAUGCUGAUUCUUAAUCAUAUAAAUGGAGGGUAGUAUCAAAUGAUUAAAUAGCUCAAUAAGGUACUUAUGAUGAUGGAUAAUAUGAAUAUUAUUGGGAUGCUUCUACAAAUUCUUAUAAGACAAGAUUAAAGUCAAGUAGUAGUAGUAGCUCAACUAAAUAUUCUUCAAACGAUGGUGAAGAAACUUAUUCAUAUUCAACAACAUACAAUGUAUCUUCAAGUACUGAUUAUUGGGAGGAAUAUUAUGUAAAUGAGGAAGGAGAGAUGGUUACUUUAAAUUUAGGUUCUUAAUUGUUAAAUAAAAAUGAUGCCUUAUAAUCAGAUGAUUAAACUCAUGAAAAAUGGAUUAGUUAAGAUGUAAAUAUAUUAAUUAAAUAUUAGACAAAAUAAACAGAUGACUCUUUAGAAGCUUAAGAUAAUUCAUCUAAUUAAGCUAAGUUUAUUUAUAAAACAAAUUAAGUCUGGGAAAAGGAUGAUGAAUAAAUAUAUAAUUCAUACAAUUUAAGAAGUAGAAAUAUCAAGAAUGCUGCAAAAAUGAAGAAUGUUAAUCAUAAUGUUAAUCAAAAACCUUAACAAAAAAAAUAAAUUAUUGGAACAAGUUUCAACUUUAGAACUAUACCAUAAGUAUAAGAUAAAGUUGAAAAACAAUAAUAAUUGAAAAAUUAACCAGAGUUUAUUGAUAAAAAGGAAACUUCUGAGAAAUAAGAGAAAAUAUCAAUGUUAAAGAAAAUAAUGAAUAUAUUUAGUCAUAAUUGA
Molecule: messenger RNA, 5518 nt
Organism: Paramecium primaurelia
Lineage: Eukaryota; Ciliophora; Oligohymenophorea; Peniculida; Parameciidae
Source: the annotation of a GenBank genome assembly